UACAUACAGACACAUGUACAUACACACACACAAACAGAGACACCUGUACACACACACACAUGUACAGACACACAUACAUGUACAUACACACACAGACAUGUACAUACACACAUAUACACACACAAAUAUAUGUACAUACACGCAAACACGUACAAAUACACACAUGUACAUGCAUACACAGACAGAGCCGGCUACGGUACUCUAGGGGGAGGCAGAGAACACAGCACACACUCCUUCCUUUGCUUUCAAUUUGCUCAACUAUUGAGCAGUCUGACGGCUCCCAGUGCCAAUGAUAGAUCUGGCCCUGAGUUCCAAGCCUGCUCAGCAAGACGGCCCUGGGGAAACACUCGCCCCCACCAUAAUUUCCACUUGCCAAUGUGAGCAGGCGAGUGGAAAUUUCAAGGCCUGGCCUA
Messenger RNA from Staurois parvus, 413 nucleotides. The record is from the annotation of a GenBank genome assembly. Lineage: Eukaryota; Metazoa; Chordata; Amphibia; Anura; Ranidae.